GAUUAGUAAAAAAAAUUUUCAGUGUAUGGAAUUAUCAUUUGUCAAAUCUUUUGGAAAAAUUUACCAAUAUGGUUUGAUUAUUAAUAUUAAUUAAAAAUGGGUGAUGGUGAAUUUAAACCUGGCGUUGCAGCCAUCAUUAUAAUUGCCAUUGGAAUAUUGAUUCUAAUAUUGUUGUUCAUAUUUGCUAAACGACAAAUUAUGCGUUUAGCACAGAAAUUUCCAACUGAUGGUCCACAUGCUCCUAUUGGUUAUGCAGCACCAAAAGAACUUUGCCAUAAAAUUGAACGUCGCCUGAAUGAUAUUCGUUCGAUUCGUCAUGAACCAAUUUUAUUAAAUUCGGAUAAUCCAUACUGUUCGGAAGAAAACGCAACAAAAUAUAAACAUAUUUAUCGAAUGAAAACGGUUGAUAAUUUAAAAGAUUUAGAAAAAUUUAUCAUUGAUUCAUACGGAUCGGAUGAAACAAAACGUCGCCAUCCCGAUCAAGAUCUACGUCAAUAUCUUCUUAAUCUUCAACGUGAAAAUGGACCAAUGAGUCACUGUGAUCCUAUUACAAUCAAUGAAUUAGUCGAUAUUUAUCUACAUGCACGUUUUAAUCCUGAACCAGAUUUUGGUCCAGAACAUUAUCAUCGUUAUCAUGUCUUAAUGGAACGGAUAAAGGAACAAAUUAUUCCAAAAAUUUCUGAAACAACAUCUGAACGAACAUCACCAACAAAAGUGGUACAAAGAAAAGGUAUAGGCAAAGGUUUGACGACAAAUCUUUCAUUUAAAAAUCUUACUAAUCUUUCAUCAUCAUCAUCAUUAUCAACAACAAUGAUGGCUAAAGAUAAUAAUAUUGGUGCUGGUAAUAUCAAUAAAAAAACAGAUGAAACAUGUGUUUAAUU
Messenger RNA from Dermatophagoides pteronyssinus (European house dust mite), 881 nucleotides. RefSeq names its product protein C1orf43 homolog. Lineage: Eukaryota; Metazoa; Arthropoda; Arachnida; Sarcoptiformes; Pyroglyphidae. The record is from RefSeq and is a predicted model, not a curated record.